Pomacea canaliculata is the source of this 1596-nucleotide messenger RNA. RefSeq lists its product as uncharacterized. The record is from RefSeq and is a predicted model, not a curated record. The coding region runs from base 425 to 1321 and encodes 298 amino acids. The transcript has 5 exons. Lineage: Eukaryota; Metazoa; Mollusca; Gastropoda; Architaenioglossa; Ampullariidae.
UGUUCCAUCUAAUUAUCACAAGAUUUAUCACUGCUUCAUGAGCUGAGAGGACGAAUUCCAGUUUCUUAUUCCUAGUACAUCGAGAGCUUUAGGACAUCUGUGCACUAUAUGAUCGAAACAUUUUUUUAAAGAAAUUACUUAGCUGUCACAAUUUUCAUUUGUAUUUCUGAUCCUUUACUCAAUAAAAAUAUAAAAAUGAAAUUUGUAAUAUUUUCCUCAAAGUCCCCCCAACCACCACCAAUUAUAAAUAUACGAAAUUUAUUUCAGACCAUAUUUCACACCACGAUAAGAUUUAUUAUUAAAACUGUGCAGUUUUUUUUUUUUACAAACAAGGAAAUGUUGAGAUUAAUCUGAAUCAUCUGUGCUUAGAACAUUGUCCUUGUAGGACGUUGCUGUCUUUACAUCGCCAUAAACUAACACAACAAUGGUGUGUUUACAAGUUUGUAGACGAGGGUUUUCAUUCGCGAUGCUAUUGGUUACUUUAGCAGUGUUUCCUCGGACAGCGCGUCCGGCCUUGAAAAUCUUCACCAAGAGCCAGAGUCUGAGUGUAAAAGAAGGAGAGACAUCAGACAUCGACUUCUCUCUCAAUUUCUCUACAGCUGUAGACGCCGGGGUGAAGAUAGUUGUUCAACAUCAAAAAGUUGGUGGUUUGACAUUUGACACUAAAUGUCGCAUAGACCACACAAAGACAGGCGCUUGUCAAAUCUUGUUCGGCCCGUGUGAGUGCAUAGGUGAAAGGUCAGAGACAUACCAAUACCGACUGAAGAUGACCUUUACAAAAGAAGAUGACGGUCUGUGGAAGUUCGACUUUGUCAGUCAUGAGUGGACGAUUGUUAACAUCACUGUCAUUGAGAGCAUCACUUCGUCACAAGCUCACGAGAGUACAGAGCCUGCACAAGUGACGAGUCUGACCCCUACCAUCGAAAGCUACACUCUACCAACUACAAUCAUAGUCAUUUUAAUCAUCACCGUUAUUGUCAUCGUCAUCAUCAUAUCGUUGAUCGCAGUUCGUUGUCAUUCCAGGACCCAUCGGCCAGUCAUUGGAAGAGCAGGAAGUCCCUCAGAGGAAGAGUAUGAGGAUACUGGCUGGAUGGAACAAGUUCAGUGCGAUGUGCAAAGUUCAAUGACCGCUACAUCACGUGACGUGCAGUCAGGUCACCAUCUGGAGCAAACUACUGAAACAAGUGAGAUAUUUUCAGGUUCUUUAAAGGAAGAGGAAACUAUUGACUUCAGAAAGUCUGUCGAGACUGACGCUGACUCCGUAACCUCGACAGCCACAACACCAUCAACACCAGAACUACCACCGAGGCUGUACACAUGAUGUUUAGCAUUUAACUUGGUGUCGGGAAAUAUUCUAAGAUCUGAAUGUAAUUAAUAACUACAAAUUGCACUUUUAUUGUUUUCAGCUAGAUGUAUUGACCCCUAAGUGGAAAUAUUUUGUUGCAGUAUUGAUGCCGAACUGAAAUUUUGUUUAAUUAAUCUUUUGUAUGCACGAGUAUGUAAAUAGCAUGCAUCUUGGUUUUAACUCACUUUAUAUUUUCAAAACUAAUGGUAGGUAGCUAAAUCGCCUUUUCACACCAACUAAGGAGCGUAGUA